GACUGAGACACGACCGCAGCAGCAUGGGAGGUGUUUAUUCUAGUGAGAAGAUUGCAGAUGUUUUUGCUUAUGAGAGUUCAGAGAUCGACUGGUGUGAAGACAACUACAAACACUCGGAUCAUGUCGUGGAGUAUUUUAACACUAUGAGCAGCUUUUUUUUCUUCCUCAUAUCUCCCAUCAUGCUCUACCUGCUGCAUCCUUAUGCCAAAGAGAGGAGCCUGGCGAUCCACAUGGUCUGGGUUCUGAUGAUAUUUGUAGGGCUUUUCUCUGCGUACUUCCACAUGACUCUUAGCUUCGUUGGUCAGAUGUUGGACGAGCUGUCCAUCCUGUGGGUGCUGGCUGUUGGAUAUGCUGUUUGGUUCCCUCGCAAACAAUUUCCCUCUUUUAUAAAAGACAGGUCCACAUUUUGUAAACUGGUCCUGCUGAUAACGGCUGUCACCACAGCGUCAUCCUUCGUCAAACCUACAGCCAACGCCUACGCCUUGAACUGCUUUGGCCUCCACCUUCUUUACAUUCUGGCCCUGGAGAUGAGAUGCUGCACAGACCAGAAGGCUUUGCGUCUCGCCAAGCUGUCAGUGGCUCUGUGGAUGCUCGCCAUCGCCUGCUGGAUUAGUGACCGAUUUGGCUGCAGUUUCUGGCAGCGACUGAACUUCUGCUACCUGCACGGGAUCUGGCACAUUCUGAUUGUAAUGGCUGUAGCCUAUGGCAGCACACUGAUAGCUUACCUGGAUGCCAACCACGAGAUCCCUUAUUCUUUGCCUGGGCUGCAGUACUGGCCCUGUGAUAAGUGGUCUGUUGGAUUUCCUCACAUUGUCCUGAAACACAUGACCAAGACUCAGAAACGGUGCUGACAAAUCGUUUUAUAUUUGUUGACUUUGCUAGUAAAGAUUUCAUCUUU
Nematolebias whitei (Rio pearlfish) is the source of this 898-nucleotide messenger RNA. RefSeq names its product alkaline ceramidase 1 (gene acer1). Bases 24 to 851 code for a protein of 275 amino acids. Gene Ontology annotation, cellular component: membrane. The transcript has 7 exons. Gene Ontology annotation, biological process: ceramide metabolic process. Gene Ontology annotation, molecular function: hydrolase activity, acting on carbon-nitrogen (but not peptide) bonds, in linear amides. Lineage: Eukaryota; Metazoa; Chordata; Actinopteri; Cyprinodontiformes; Rivulidae. The record is from RefSeq and is a predicted model, not a curated record.